This is a messenger RNA of Loa loa (African eye worm), 1875 nucleotides long. RefSeq lists its product as hypothetical. The transcript is spliced from 14 exons. Bases 1 to 1875 code for a protein of 624 amino acids. The record is from RefSeq and is a predicted model, not a curated record. Lineage: Eukaryota; Metazoa; Nematoda; Chromadorea; Rhabditida; Onchocercidae. Gene Ontology annotation, molecular function: acyl-CoA dehydrogenase activity; flavin adenine dinucleotide binding.
AUGAGAAUUUAUGCGUUGAGAACGGUUCUGUUUCAGUCAUGUGCAGUUGGUACAAAGGGUUUAUUACCCGUGAGAAGUUGUCAUUCAGUUGGAGUAGAAAACUCCAAACUUAUGAAAGGACCAGAUGGUUUAUCAGCACUCGAUAUUGUUAAGGAGUAUGGCAUACCAAUUCAAAGAGUUUCAUUGAGUCGUGGACUUGCACUGAAUCGCUUUGAAAAAGAUUUCGUCAUUUAUCCGGAAUAUUCUGAUACGGAUGCAGCUGAGAGCACGCUGCAAUUAGUGUCUGCACUCAAGAACGACAUCAAAGCAGCGGCAGGCCAGGAGGACUCUCUUAUGGCUCUUUGGGACAAACACAAAAUCUCUUCCUACACUGUUCCUAAGAAAUACGGUGGUGUCGAUAUGUGUUACAAAGAUCUUUUGACUGUUUGUGAGGGAUUAGGAUCGCACUGGAGUUCUUAUUUUCGUUUCGAACAAACUCAUUUAGCUGCAUCUCUUAUUUUGCUGUACGGUAAUGAUCUGCAGAAGUCACAUUAUCUGCCGCAAAUAGCAUCGGGAGUAAUUCGACCUGUAGUUGGUUUUUUCAGAUCUGAAAUGGAUUCAGAUGUGGAAUCAGUGAGAUCUUUAUGUGAAAUUACUAGUGAAAAACAAAAAUUGGUUGCAACAAAUCAUUUUAUCAGUGCAUCAGAUGCUAACUUGCUUCUCGUUUUUGCUAAGCAGGAUGGAAAUAAGAUAGUAUGCUACCUUGUUGAAAGAAAAAGUGGCGACAGUACGUUUGAAAUGAGGACGAAAACCUCUGUUUUUGGAAGAAAUGGGUUGGAAGUCAAUUUGGGGGAUUUCAAGCAGAUGAAUGUGGAGCCAGGUUCGAUGUUGGGAAAACCUGAAGAUGGAAAAAAAAUCUCACAGGAAACACUGGUAAAACGAAUUACAUUUGGUGCUGCCGUCGUAGGUUUCAUGAAAACUUUAAUAAAUGCUUUAUCAGAGUACUGCAACAGAACACUGCAGCAGAAUUUGCCAUUAGCAAAAAGGAAUACUAUCAAGCAUUUGGUAACGAAACUUGCAUUAAAUACUUAUGUGCUCGAAUCAAUGUGCUAUUAUGUUGGUGGUCUUCACGAUGAAGAACUUAUACUGUCGCUUGACGUUGAAGAAGCAGUAAUACAUAAAUAUGCUAGGCAUUUGCUUUCUGAAACGAUAUCGUCGACUAUAGAUAUUAUUCGAAUGGAUGCUGUUGCGUCUGGUAUGAACUUCGACGAACUGCUUAAUGAGAUAAUGGCAGCUCUUUUGCUUAGCAGUACUGAAUUGGAUCUUAAAAAAUUUGUGGCGUCUCAAGUUAUUGUAUCAUAUGCAAACACUAAUGCGGAUAAUAUAAAACAGUGGCGUUCCUUUGAUAAGCGCCUCUAUGAGCGGAUUUUUGGCCAUGUCGAAAAAGCAAUUUCAUUUCAUGACCCAAAGCUGCAACACUUUAUCGCUGAGCACGCACAUCCAUCAUUGAAAGAGGCAUGCACUAAUCUAGAACACACGAUGUGGAGGUUGGAUUCAUUGCUUAAUUUACUCCUUUCGAAUCACGGAAAAAGCAUCAUACAUGAUCACAGUUUACUUGAAGCUCUUUCAAAAGUGAUUGAAUAUAAUUUUGGUAUGGUUACAACUAUAGCACGAUCAAGCCGAUCGUACUCGAUUGGUCUACGAAACAGUGAUCUUGAGAUAUCUUGGGCACAGCUGUACUGUUCUGAAGCAGCCAACAUGUCAAUGGCUGAAUUGAGGAAGCUUUAUGAUUAUUUCCGAUUUGAACGAACGAACUCUUUGCAAUCCAAAAUUGGAGAAUCUGUUUUGGAUACUGAUGGAUACUGCAUUGAAAGUCCAAUUACUCGAAAUUGGUGA